Drosophila willistoni is the source of this 817-nucleotide messenger RNA. Its product is annotated as serine protease 1-like. Gene Ontology annotation, biological process: proteolysis. Gene Ontology annotation, molecular function: serine-type endopeptidase activity. Lineage: Eukaryota; Metazoa; Arthropoda; Insecta; Diptera; Drosophilidae. The transcript has a single exon. The coding region runs from base 1 to 789 and encodes 262 amino acids. The record is from RefSeq and is a predicted model, not a curated record.
AUGAAGGUGCUGAUUACUUUACUGGCCUUGGCUGUGGCCCUUGCCACUGCUGCUCCCUCGACUUCUUUCCAUGGAAAGGUCCACCCCAAGGAUCUGCCAAGGACCAAUAAAAUUGAGGGUCGCAUUACCAAUGGCUAUCCAGCUGAGGAGGGCAAAGCUCCCUACACCGUUGGACUGUACUUCCAUGGUGGUUGGUGGUGCGGUGGUUCCAUCAUUGACAACACCUGGGUCCUGACUGCUUCUCACUGCACUGGUGGUGAUGGCGUCACCGUCUACUUCGGUGCCACCUGGCGUACCAAUGCCCAGUUCACCCACUAUGUCGGUAGCGGCGAUUUCAUCGAUCACAGUUCCGAGGAUAUUGCUUUGAUCCGCAUCCCACAUGUCGACUUCUAUCACAUGGUCAACAAGGUUGAGUUGCCCAGCUUCAACGAUCGCAACAAUGACUACAACGAAUGGUGGGCUGUUGCCUGCGGCUGGGGUGGCACCUACGACGGCAGCCCAUUGCCCGAUUACAUGCAGUGCGCUGACUUGCAGAUUAUCCACAACUCCGAAUGCGCUGCCUACUACGGUUCGGUGGCUGACAACAUCAUCUGUAUCCGUGUUGUCGAUGGCAAGGGCACAUGCGGCGGAGACUCUGGUGGCCCAUUGGUCACACACGACGGUAACAAGCUGGUGGGUGUUACCAACUUUGUGGCCGCAGCUGGCUGUCAAUCCGGUGGCCCAGCUGGAUUCCAGCGUGUGACUUCCCACUUGGACUGGAUUCGCGACCAUACUGGCAUUGCUUACUAGAAAAUUGAAAUAAAUAUUGAUUGAUUUA